UCAUUUGUUCAAAUGAUGGUCCAAUUGUUUUUUAUAUGUUUGGUGUAUGCAGUUGGAGCUGAUUGUGAUGGUGAUAAGAUUGAACUUCUUCUUUCUCAAGUCGAGGGUAAGGAUAUAACAGAGCUUAUUGCUUCUGGUCGGGAGAAGUUGGCAUCAGUGCCUUCCGGUGGUGGUGUUGCUGUUGGUACUGCUGCCUCAGCUGCAGCUAAGACAAAGAAGGAGGAAAAAGUGGAGGAGAAAGAGGAGUCAGAUGGUAAUCGAUCGACGGUUGAAAUAGAAAGGAUGAAAAAUAUGAGCGAGACAAGGGAAGUGCCUCGGAGAGAGAGUCCCUGGGGAAUAUCAGAAGGACAACAUCGUCAACCAAAGGCACACAGAUGCAAUGAUCGUGCUGAGGAUGUUAUCCAAGCUUGCUUUGAGGGAAAUCCAUUUAAAACAGUUCCAGGACCUUUUAAGCUCUUUUGGCAAUGCAUGCGCUCCAAACCUGGGGAGGAACCAACAGAGCCUUACACUUAUUUGCAGAUAGAACCCCCAAAGAGAGGUGAAGCUUGAGUGAGAUAACUUAUCACAGUGCUAGCAUUAUUUUAAGCAAUAUUCAUAAGUUUGCUAAUGUUGUUCAUUAAAUUUUAUCAAAGCAUGUGGACAUGACAACUAAUCAUUUUAAAAUCUAUUGUAUGUGGAUGUUCCUUCUUUAUUUUUUAUUUCACUAUAAUAGUAAAUAAUAAUUAUUUGAUUA
Ricinus communis (castor bean) is the source of this 733-nucleotide messenger RNA. RefSeq lists its product as uncharacterized. The transcript is spliced from 4 exons. Gene Ontology annotation, cellular component: cytosolic large ribosomal subunit. Bases 13 to 549 code for a protein of 178 amino acids. NCBI's taxonomy places the organism in Eukaryota, Viridiplantae, Streptophyta, Magnoliopsida, Malpighiales, Euphorbiaceae. Gene Ontology annotation, biological process: cytoplasmic translational elongation. The record is from RefSeq and is a predicted model, not a curated record. Gene Ontology annotation, molecular function: structural constituent of ribosome.